AUGCUACUUUCUAUGUUAGGAUGUUGCUGGGCGUUUUCUGCCGUUGGAGCACUAGAAGGAGCCUACCAAAUUGCAACACGCCAAAAGAUUGAACUUUCUGAGCAAGAACUUCUCGAUUGCAGCACGAGUAACAACGGUUGUAGCGGCGGCUUUACGAUCAGGGCAUUUGACUUCAUCAUAGAAAAUGGUGGAAUUUCAACUGAAUCAGAUUAUCCGUACGAAAGGCAACAAUACCCAUGCAGGAGCCAAGAGCUAACACCAGCAGUAAAAAUAAGCAGCUAUCAAGUUGUGCCUGAAAGUGAAACAACAUUUUUACAAGCCGUCACGCAACAACCAGUGUCAAUUGGGAUUGCUGCUAGCCAAGAGUUCCAAUUUUACGCAGGAGGAACUUAUCAUGGAAGCUGUGCGAACGAAGUUAACCAUGCAGUUACGGCAAUAGGGUAUGGAACUGAUGAGGAGGGUCAAAAAUAUUGGUUAUUGAAGAAUUCAUGGGGAACUACUUGGGGGGGGGGGGGGGGGAAUGGAUAUAUGAAAAUUAUAAGAGAUACUGGGAAUCCUGGAGGUCAUUGUGACAUCUAUAAGUUUUCUUCUUAUCCAAUCAUCUGAUAGUCCCUAAGGAAGUAUUCUAUAUUUUACUUUAUGUCGUAUUAAGAAUUGAAAGAAGAUAGUGGU
This is a messenger RNA of Lycium barbarum (goji berry), 672 nucleotides long. Its product is annotated as zingipain-2-like. Gene Ontology annotation, cellular component: lysosome. The record is from RefSeq and is a predicted model, not a curated record. Bases 1 to 606 code for a protein of 201 amino acids. The transcript has a single exon. Lineage: Eukaryota; Viridiplantae; Streptophyta; Magnoliopsida; Solanales; Solanaceae. Gene Ontology annotation, molecular function: cysteine-type endopeptidase activity.